This is a messenger RNA of Kwoniella shivajii, 1692 nucleotides long. RefSeq lists its product as uncharacterized. The transcript has 2 exons. Lineage: Eukaryota; Fungi; Basidiomycota; Tremellomycetes; Tremellales; Cryptococcaceae. Bases 1 to 1692 code for a protein of 563 amino acids. The record is from RefSeq and is a predicted model, not a curated record.
AUGCUUCCUAAAAGACCCAGAAUUGAUAUACCCAUUUGGGGCAAAUUCCAUAAAGUCUUAAUCGAAUUCGCAAAGCAAACAUAUCACGAUAAGCAAUCGACGGGCAAUAUGUAUGAGCGAUACUUGGAAGGCCUUAAAGCAUUGAAAAGUGCUGAUUCCGACUUACACUGUUCAGCAUAUAUCCUUGCUGAAGCAAUCAACAACUUAAAUAUCCAUUUGAAUCCACGACAAUCCAAUAGAGGAGGAGGAGAAGACGUCGUGAAGGAAGUCGGCGAAGCUAGAAAUGAGACAAAGCAGGACGAGGAGAUCAAAGAUACAAGAUGCGUCAAAUACAAAUCUAGUUCAGUUUCAAGUGGACGUAUAGCGCAACUAGGUGAUACGUAUGGGAUAGAAAUCAAUCUGCAAGACUAUUGGAGAGCUCUAGUGGAUACUCCUGUCGUAUGGAGUGUAGCUACAGACCAAAAGAUUCUAAUUGCCAAAUCAGCAUGGGGUGUAACUCGUAUGAGAGUAGAUACAGCCGAUAAUCUUUUGAUCCAAUUCGCAUGUCCGUUAAAUUUGACUGUUGAUCAUCGCGUAACGGGAACUGCUGCUUUUGUUCGACUCAAUCAUCCGAUUAUGUUAUCGUUCAAUGACUUCACCUCAAUCCCCAAGUCGAUUGAAAAUCAAGUGCCCCCCUCAUCAAGUCCAACACUCCAAGAUGGAUCAAGUUCAAUCGAAACGUCAACACCACCAAGGGAGCCAGACGAAUCAAGCGAAACAAUGCCUUUGAUCGAGACGUCGCAGAAUGCAACGGUCGAAUCUCCCGCCCAGUUGGAAGGCAUACAACGACGUCGCGAUGAAUUAUCCUUCUUUACUUUGGUAUGGCAUGGCCAUAACAUUAGUGAUGUAGACGACGUGACCUGUUUCCAUCUGAUCUACAGUGAUGUUGUCAGGCUGAACAAAGCAAUGGUACGAUUGGCGAAGAUGUGUCGUCAUGGGAGGCGAAAAGACGAAAUAUAUCCCAGAUCAGCGUUUCUAAAAUCCAGUACGGAAUCCAGUAUAGGGGACUCUGUGACGAGCCGCGGAAUCAUGACUUCUGCCACCGUCCCUAUCACCGUACCUGCACCGGCUUCUGCUUCUGCUGCUGCUACUCCUGCUGCUGCUGCUCCUGCUGCUACUCCUGCUGCUCCUGCUGCUGCUCCUGCUACUGUACCUCCGGUGUCGACUCUCGCUUCGCCCGCCGAGCAAUUGGACAUUGCAGAGUUCAAAAAGGAGGAAGAAGGACUUGAGGAAUCUUGGGAAUCUUGGGAGCCAGAUCGAAUCGCUCAAACAAUAGUAAGAUGGUGGUCAAGGCAUCAUCGGAAUACUUGUGCUAUCGUAUUAGAGAUAUCUGCCUUGUCGAAGGAGCUGGAGGAAGAAGUCAGACCUGUCCAGCCUGAUCACUUGACUCGGCCUCGCGAGGUAGCACCGGCACACCAAUGUGAAUGUAAACCUUCUUUCUAUACGGAAACAAAAGACCGAGUGGCUCCAGAAGACCUUUUCGCUUCACCCGAAAUUAUGGAACGGUUUUAUCUGAAAACAUACGCAGAUGAAGUCGACUUCAUCGAGUGGAUUUUCAGAUUCGUUAGGUUCACUGAAAAUCGUAUAAGGGUCGUACCAAAAAUUGCGGAAGAGAUGUUACCUUGGGAUCGAAAGAGAGCUUAUGUCAUAUAA